This is a messenger RNA of Ipomoea nil (Japanese morning glory), 1547 nucleotides long. RefSeq names its product F-box/FBD/LRR-repeat protein At1g13570-like. The coding region runs from base 91 to 1356 and encodes 421 amino acids. NCBI's taxonomy places the organism in Eukaryota, Viridiplantae, Streptophyta, Magnoliopsida, Solanales, Convolvulaceae. The record is from RefSeq and is a predicted model, not a curated record. The transcript is spliced from 4 exons. Gene Ontology annotation, molecular function: protein binding.
CUAGCGACUAGAAGAACGACUGAGCGACUCCGCCAAACACUCCGACGGCCUGCGAAUCUACGAAUUUGGAGCGAGUUAUCUGGAUUAUAUAUGGAAGGAGAAGACAGAAUUAGUGAACUCCCCGUGGGUAUACUUGACAAUAUUUUGGGAUAUUUACCGAUUCAGGAAGCUGCUAGAACUGCGAUCUUAUCUUCCUUCUGGAAGGAUAUCUGGUUUAGUUUGACAAAGCUCAACUUUGGUGAUGGCUUCUUUGAUUACAUAUGUCUUAAAUAUUCCAAUGCUGAAGGUUGGAAGUCGGAAUCUCAAUCUCCUAUUUUGGAAGUAAUCAACAAAAUUCUCAUGCGGCACAAUGGACCUAUUCAGAAAAUUGUCAUCAACUUUUCUGAACAAGUAUUUGCAUUCCAUUUCUCUGAAGAAUUUGAUCCUUGGGAUAUAGCUAAUUUGUUGUCGGACAACUUGAACCCGUGGCUUCUUCUUCUCACCCAGAAUGGUGUUGAAGAAAUUGACAUUUCUUGUUUUACAGAUACAAGAUGCCGGGUGACGAAUUGCUUGUUUUCUUGCCCAACACUGAAGAGAUUGAAACUUGAUAAUAUCUCUGUUGAACUAAUAAAUGCAUCUUGUGUACUUCCGAAUGUUACAUCACUUUGUCUUGACAAUGUUGACUUUAAGCCUAGAACUUGUUCGGAUUAUGUUGUUUAUCUUCCUAUGCUAGAGGAUCUCUCAUUUGGCGAAUGCGAAAAGAUAUUUGAUUUUGACAUUGUUGCACCAAAGCUUGGUAGAUUGAAAAUCAGCCUGCUCGAGUGUUGUUAUUAUUACAAAACAUUUGGUGUUCUGCCGCCUAACUUGGACUUGAGUUCUAUAUCUAGUUUUGAUUUGAGUUGUUCCCCAUGUUUCUUUAAGAUAUUUGUUGAAGAACUUACUAGAGUGGGACAUGCACCUGCACUAAACUUUGAACUCCUCAAGCUAUGUGUAUCAAGUUAUACCUUUGUGCCAGAGAAUAUAAAUAAUUCUGCAUUCAUACAUCUGCUGCGAGCAUGUCCAAAAUUAUGCGAACUUGAUAUAUGGCACCUAGAGUAUUUGAAGUUAAAUCCAGAGGAUUUUGUGCUUAUGGAAGAACUCAGCACUGUGGCUCGAACACUGAAAAUGCUUCACACUUUGAAGUUUAGCCAUUUUAAUGGGUCGAGGUCUGAAAUGCUUUCUAUUGAGGUGUUCCUUGCUUGCUUUCCAGGAAUUAAGAAGGUUGUCAUUGUUCGAGGUUGGAUUUGCUCUGAUGAAGACUUUAAAAUUAUGCAGAAACUUUUAAGUUCCGCUUGUGCCUCUACAGAAGCAGAAAUUUUUUACAUACAAGAAUCUUAAUUUUAUGUUGUUUCCUUAGUAAGUUCUGUAUUGUGUAAUGGUUUGUGAGAUUGCUUAUUGGAUUUGAAUGUACUAUCACAAUUAGUAUGUAAGUUCUGUAUUGUGUAAUGGUUUGUGAGAUUGCUUAUUAGAUUUGAAUAUACUGUCACAAUUGUACCAAAUUAUGCAUAAUUAUUAUUAUCUUAAAAUCU